Gopherus flavomarginatus (Mexican gopher tortoise) is the source of this 2005-nucleotide messenger RNA. It is a transcript of the gene PDLIM3, whose product is annotated as PDZ and LIM domain 3. Lineage: Eukaryota; Metazoa; Chordata; Testudines; Testudinidae. Gene Ontology annotation, cellular component: stress fiber; Z disc; adherens junction. The transcript is spliced from 8 exons. Gene Ontology annotation, biological process: muscle structure development; heart development; actin cytoskeleton organization. The record is from RefSeq and is a predicted model, not a curated record. Gene Ontology annotation, molecular function: actin binding; muscle alpha-actinin binding. The coding region runs from base 280 to 1365 and encodes 361 amino acids.
CAGAGCAUCCAGACUGUUUUACCAAAGUUGGUACUCCCCCUGUGGAUGGAGGAGACAAGAGACGAGUGACAUCAUACAGGAGAAGGGAUAAAGUGCUGUUUCUGCAGCUGUGGGAUGAGAAAAAACUUCUGAGGCGUAUAAAGGAUCUGCUGCCCUGUCCAGCAAAGACACUGCUGACAGGAUCUUUAUUCCUACAGCUCAGCCUUCAGCUCCCUUUACCAAGCUAGGGAAAAAAGAAAAAUAAUCCAGUAAUAAUAGGUGUCAGAAAACUGGUGUACAAUGCCACAGAACGUCGUUCUCCCAGGACCUGCUCCUUGGGGAUUCAGGCUGAGUGGAGGGAUAGAUUUUAACCAGCCUUUGAUUAUAACCAGGAUUACUCCAGGAAGCAAGGCUUCAGCAGCCAAUUUAAGUCCUGGUGAUGUCAUUCUAGCUAUUGAUGGCUAUGGUACAGAGAACAUGACUCAUAAUGAUGCACAGGAGAGAAUUAAAGCAGCAUCACAUCAACUUUGUCUCAAAAUUGAGAGGGCGGAAAGUAGAUUAUGGUCUCCACAAGUUUCAGAAGAUGGCAAGGCUCAUCCCUUUAAAAUAAAUUUGGAAGCUGAUCCACAGGAUACGAACUACUUUGAACACAAGCAUAAUAUUCGUCCCAAGCCUUUCAUAGUCUCAGGACGAAGCAGUGGAGGCAGUACUCCUUCCGGUAUUGAUGGUGGCAGUGGACGUAGUACCCCCUCUUCUGUUAGCACUAUCUGCCCUACUGACUUGAAAGCUGCAGCUAAGAUGGCCCCUAACAUUCCCUUGGAAAUGGAACUUCCUGGUGUCAAGAUUGUACAUGCUCAGUUUAAUACACCUCUGCAGAUGUACUCAGAUGACAAUAUAAUGGAAACACUGCAGGGCCAAGUUUCUACAGCUCUGGGGGAAAAUCCCUCAAUGAGUGAACCAGUACCAACCUCUGUACCUCAAUCUGAUGUGUACAGGAUGCUGCAUGACAAUCCGGAAGGGCCCAGUCAACCACGUCAAUCUGGCUCAUUUAAGGUGCUCCAGGAUUUAGUCUCCGAGGAUUCUGAUGGACGUCCCGUUGGUACUAGGAGCGUGAGAGCACCAGAAACAAAGAUGCCUUCUGGUGCAGGAAAUAUACAAAAACUGCCAUUGUGUGACAAAUGUGGAAAUGGCAUUGUUGGUACAGUGGUGAAGGCACGUGACAAGUACCGGCACCCAGAAUGCUUUGUGUGCUCUGACUGCAAUACCAACCUAAAACAAAAGGGCUACUUCUUUGUGGAGGGACAAUUAUACUGUGAAACUCAUGCGCGAGCCCGCAUGAGGCCACCAGAGGGAUAUGAAGCAGUUACCGUUUAUCCAAAGUGCUAGUCUAUGCUAACAGACACACAUGCAUGCACACAAAAAGACAUUAACAGCUUAGAGCCACAAUACAACUGACUGAACUUACUGCCUUAAUCCAAAGUAGCAGAUUUUAAACAUUUUCUUUUGGAGGUGGGAAUGAUGCAGAAGCCUCAUUAGCCAGCAAUAGCAUAUAUACCAGUAACAUUUUGCAAAGUAAUUAUCUUUGAAGCUGCCAGUGUAAUUUAAUGGAGUAUAAGGCAGCAACUCCUAUAACUCAAUCCCUCAAAGGGUCAGUCCACUAAAAAACGCAGGAAUUUUACACCUAUAUUAACAAACUGCAGUUAUCAAUGUCUGCUUCAGCCAUAAAAUCAUUCAACUAUCAUUAACCUAUGCCACAAAAACAAGCUUUGCUUUCCUUACUUUGAUAUUUGAGAGUCUUAUUUAUUUACACUUCCUGGUGCAACAAAUGUAAUAAAAGACAUAUUAAUUUUAUAUAAUAGAACAGCAAGCAUAGUGAAGCUUGCUUAUAGUAGAGUAGAAUGCUUGUCCCAUAUUAUUUCAGUGAACUACAGAGUGCAAACUACGAGAGUGUGUUUUCAUUUACUUUCCAAGAAAUUCUGAUGGAGACAUGCAAAUGCAAACACACACACACACACACACACACACA